AGAGAGAGCGCGAGCGCUCUCCUUGCCCAAAUGCAAGGACAUUACUGUGCGUGUGUGCGUGGUAAUAAUCGCAUCUUAUUCGCUGCUUCUUCUAGAGGCGGAGCAGUAGGCUUGCCGGCUGCCCACAUAGAGUAGCUCUGUCUCCGGUUGGGUCGUCUUUUUAUUUACCAUCCGCUCGCCGGUGUGCAGUUCUGGCCCGACAAAGUCGUGGGACACUCGCGUGUCUUGAGACUUACUUGCAGGCGACCCGCUGGAGCAUGGCAGCCAGAGAGGAGCUCUACAGUAAAGUCCUUCCUCGGAGACUCCGUCAGAACCGGUCGGGUUCCGCGAAAUGCAGCUCCAACCUGGAUGUGCUGUUGUCUAUGGGCUUCCCGAGACAAAGGGCGUUAAAAGCGCUAGCGUCAACCGGAGGCCGGAGUGUUCAAGCAGCUUGCGACUGGUUGUUCUCCCAUGUGGAUGACCCAUUCCUGGAUGACCCUUUACCCAGGGAGUUUGUCCUUUACCUGCGACCCAGUGGACCACUUCAGAACCAGCUCUCCCAUUUCUGGCAACAGAGUCGGGUCGCAUGUGGCAAAAACAAAGCCCACAACGUUUUCCCACACAUCACGUUGUGCCAGUUCUUCAUGUGUGCGGACCACAAGGUAGAGGCUCUCUGUGAGGCCCUCCAGGCUACCGUACAGCAGUGGCGGGGUCGAUUUCCCAGCCCCUUGCCCCUGGAACUGUACACUUCCUCCAACUUCAUUGGUCUUUUCGUAAAGGAGCAUGUGGCUGAGGUGCUGAAACAGUUUGCGGCUGACUUCGGCACAGAGGCAGCCAGGAAAGCUGCAGAGGUCCAUGUGGAGCCUCAUAAGAAACAGCUCCAUGUAACACUGGCCUACAAUUUCCCCAGCGAUCACCUCGCCACACUGGAAAAACUGGCGAAAGGCAUCGAGGUGAAGCUAGGUUGUGAUUGGCUGGCAGUUCUUUUCUCCCGGGACAUUCGUUUUGCAAACCAUGAGACUCUACGAGUGAUGUACCCCUACACGCCGCAGAAUGAAGAUGAGAUGGAGUUGGUGGUGGGGGAUUUUGUCUUCAUGUCUCCAAUGGACCAGAGUAACGCCACGGAGGGCUGGGUGUACGGGACCUCCCUCGCCAGCGGGCUAUCAGGUCUGCUGCCCGAAAACUACGUGGGCUUAGCUGACGAGUCUGACACUUGGGUCUUCCAUGGCUCCCAUUCAUUCUUCACUUCUGAGCCCUCUGAUAAAACCAUUAGGGAGAGGGGAAUGUUUGUCGGACUGCUGGACAGCCGACACCAUGAUACAAGUCCUGGAGACACACCAACUGUCAGUCUUAUUUGUCAUCCAGUGCAGGUCCUGCGGAUUACUGGUAAUCACACUCGUCAGCCCAAGCGGUCAUUUUUUGUUUGUCGACACGGUGAAAGAAUGGACGUGGUCUUUGGAAAACACUGGCUCUCACUCUGCUCAGACAGUAAAGGUAGAUACGUCCGUACCAAUUUAAAUAUGCCGCUGACUUUGCCACUGUGGGGAGCACAAAGGGAUUAUGACAUGGACGCACCUGUGACUGUGUUUGGAUCCAUGCAAUCACAAUUAGUAGGUGAGGCCCUUUUAGAAGGUAACAUUGUGAUAGAUUUUGUGUAUUGCUCACCUGCUCUGCGAUGUGUUCAGACUGCCCAGAGCAUCUUGAAAGGUAUGCAGCAGGACGGCAAGCUGAAAAUUCGGGUGGAGCCGGGUCUUUUUGAAUGGACCAAAUGGCUUUCUAGGAACUCCUUGCCUUCAUGGAUACCUCCUGCUGACCUUGCUGCAACCCAUUUCAGUGUGGACACGACAUACAGACCGUUGAUCCCCAUCGGUAAGCUUACAGUGUCCGAAUCGUAUGAGAACUACAUGAGUCGAAGCCACCAAGUGACCAAAGAGAUCCUAUCAGACUGCAAAAACACUGGAAACAAUGUGCUGAUUGUAGCUCACGCCUCUUCCCUUGAGGCCUGCACACGCCAGCUGCAGGGUUUUGUCCCGCGAAGCGCCAAAGACUUCAUCCAAGGAGUUCGAAAGAUCCCUUACCUGGGCCUCUGCUCUUGCGAAGAGCAGGGCAACUCGGGGCAAUGGCGGAUGGUCGACCCGCCCGUCCUUCCACUCACACAUGGCCCAAACCACAGCUUUGACUGGAGGGAGACACUUUUACAUUAAUAACAUUUGUUUGAUUAUCAAUCCCACGAAGUGCAUCCAUCCAGCGGGAUACAGCAGAAGUGUAACGACACGAGACGAACAUCUCUUUAGAAGCACCAAACACUGGGCCUGUCGACAGGAGUUUGAUGUUGGUUUAAUGAGUGACUCAAAGGAGACGUUCAUUUUGGCACUGCGGAGAUAAUGACACUCAAGUACAGGUGGAUCAAACUCAAUUGAUGUAUCUUCAUCAUAAAUCUCAGGAAAUGUUAGUGGAAUCUCCAAAAUUCAACAUAACCCAUACAUUUUUACAUGAGCCUUUUCUGUAAUGCAUGUUUUGUUGAACUGACUGACAUUUUAUUUGAGUGAGCAGCCAGAUGCCUCACCAAAUCACAGUAAGCACCAUUCCUAGUUCUGCGGUUGUCAUUGCGCUCUUACUCUUUGUCGCUUCUGGCGGCAUCCCCAAAAGUCAAGGGGAAAAAAAAUCUAAACGUGGUUGCGGAGUGAAUUAUUUAGAUGCUCGCUGAGUUGCGGCCUCUCAAAACGUGAUGAAUCUUGUCUAAUCAGGCGUCGUGAUGCGUUUGAGGUUCCACUAGGCUCCGUCAACACCGUUUGCAUCGUUUCUAAAGCAAAACAAUAUGUAAUAAGAUAACUAAUAAUAACUAAUGAGGACGGCUGUGACUGGGUAAAAAGAUUAAUUCAUUCAUUCAUCUUCCGAGCCGCUUGAUCCUCACGAGGGUCGCGGGGGGUGCUGGAGCCUAUCCCAGCUGUCUUCGGGCAGUAGGCGGGGGACACCCUGAAUCGGUUGCCAGCCAAUCGCAGGGCACACAGAAACGAACAACCAUUCGCACUCACACUCACACCUAGGGACAAUUUAGAGCGUCCAAUCAGCCUGCCACGCAUGGAAUGUGGGAGGAAACCGGAGCACCCGGAGAAAACCCACGCAGGCCCGAGGAGAACAUGCAAACUUCACACAGGGAGGCCGGAGCUGGAAUCGAACCAGGUACCUCUGCACUGUGAAGCCGACGUGCUAACCACUGGACUACCGGGCCGCCCUGAAUAAAAGUUGGUCUGUAUAACGGGCCGCCGAAAAAGAUUCAUACACAGUAAUUCCAUUCUCUUUGUGACACCACUUUAAAAAAAAACUGAGCAGGGACUCUACAACAAUUAUGUAAGAUAAUCAAGAGAAAAAGAAAAUUGAGCAUUGUCUCUUUCUCAACACAUUUUUGGAGGCCCAUCCCCUUUCUGAGCAGGAACUCUACAACAAUUAUGUAAGAUAAUCAAGAGA
Messenger RNA from Hippocampus zosterae (dwarf seahorse), 3447 nucleotides. RefSeq names its product ubiquitin associated and SH3 domain containing Bb (gene ubash3bb). The transcript is spliced from 14 exons. Gene Ontology annotation, molecular function: protein binding. Lineage: Eukaryota; Metazoa; Chordata; Actinopteri; Syngnathiformes; Syngnathidae. The record is from RefSeq and is a predicted model, not a curated record. The coding region runs from base 258 to 2183 and encodes 641 amino acids.